This is a messenger RNA of Penaeus chinensis, 5788 nucleotides long. RefSeq names its product microfibril-associated glycoprotein 4-like. The coding region runs from base 145 to 1371 and encodes 408 amino acids. NCBI's taxonomy places the organism in Eukaryota, Metazoa, Arthropoda, Malacostraca, Decapoda, Penaeidae. The transcript has 7 exons. The record is from RefSeq and is a predicted model, not a curated record.
UCUCCCCUGCCUUCCUCACUUCCUCGGUGAGUGGCCGUGGUCGUGUGCACUGGUCGUCCACUACAGCCCUUCCUUCUUGUUAUGGUCAUUUCAUCUUUGAGCAGGACUUUAUGAAGUAAUUAUUCUGUGAUUCAAGAGGCGAUCAUGUUUCACUGGUUACUUGGUCUGUCAAUCCUGUACGUGUCCCUGUGUGUUGGUCUGGGUGUAGGACCUCGCUUGCGGGAUGACCGGUGGGAAGAGGCGCCUCCCACGACAAACUAUGAAUCAGGCGAUUCUGACGAAGAGACGUGGCCCUUGCAUAAGGAGGAGGGCAAGGGUACCGAUCCUGCGUCAAGUGUGAGAGCAGACGUGGCGUUGCUGGAAGAACUGAGGACCAUCACGGAACUGAUCCUCCGUAACCAGAGGGAAGAAAAGGUUCUUCCCCCGCUACCUCCUGUUGUACAUGACUGCUCGACUCUUAGACAAGCUGGCCUAAAGGCCAGCGGAGUGUACACGCUGUUUCCCUUCACAUUCCCGGUGUUCUGCGACAUGCUGACGGACGGAGGCGGUUGGACGGUCAUCCAGAGAAGGAUUCCGAGGGACGUCCACGAGGACUUCAACCGGCCGUGGGCAGACUACCGGCAGGGUUUCGGCGAACUGAGCAGCGAGUUCUGGCUCGGUCUCGAAGCGCUUCACCAGCUCACGUUCAGUUCGGACUACGAAUUGCGGGUCGAUAUGAUGGACUUCGAGUUCGGGGCCAAGUAUGCGGUUUACGGGGUGUUCCGUGUGGGACCAGAGAGCGAUGGAUACCGCUUGACCGCCACGCACUACUCGGGUAAUGCAGGCGAUGCUCUGUCGGUAUUCCACUCUGGCAGAAAGUUCUCGACGUUCGACCGCGAUCAGGACACAGCGCGGAACAAGAGCUGCGCCCGCGAGAAAGAGGGCGGCUGGUGGUUCCACGCAUGUUACGCCGCCCACCUCAACGGCGUCUACCCAGACGAACCUCAGAGACUGAGCAGUGGCCCUGAGAUUCGGUGGUGGAGCAACCAGGACCACGUCCUCGUCCUCAGCAACGUGGAGAUGAAGAUUCGACGGAUAAAAGGAUUUAUUCCGCCCUCCAGCACUCCCGCAGACGCAGAAGACACAGGCAAAAGCGCUGGGGAGUCCGACCAUACACCCGGCGUCGAGGGCAAUGGCGUGACACCUAGGGUUAACUCGGGCGAGGACGAACGCAUGGACUACGACUACCACUGGGAAGCAGAUAACGAAGUUAUUACCUUCGGGGAUAUUAGCGGAGACGUCGAGGACGAGUACAACGUCACAGAUCAUCAUGGGCGCUCUGACGUGAGCCCUUGGGGAGUCGCUAAAACGCAGGGAGACACAGAAGGAUAAAUGUCAUGUUUAGGAGGGGUAGACACUUUUGUGUUCAGGGUCCGCGCGUGAUGUACAAACCUUGUGUUGAGCAAUAGACAGCGUAAUUUUACUGAAUUUUACUGAAGAGUGCUGUGAGCUUUUAACAAUUUUGACUUGUUGAGGCAAUUAGUAUGGAAUGGUUAUUUGGUCGUAAACUACACUAGAAUUAAUAUUAAGCACUUCAGUGAACCUCAGUGAAAUGUUCACAUAACAUGAUGUAAUUAUAAGUAUGAUUAACCAUUUAACAACUCCAGUGGGCCUUCGUGCAACAUUUAUGCAACUGCACAGACAAGCCUAACCGUUUAUCAAUUUUGAUAAUUUCUUAUAAUGAGGUAGUACUUUGUUUGGGCAGUGAUUUUCAGGUUAUAAUGAGUUGUAUACAACUCAUCCAAUGAAAUAUUAAGUAAGCAGUCAUUACUCUUGAAAGUAAUUUUUAGCAAUAUUUUUUUUCACAAAUAAAGUAUGUUUAAUCGCAGCAAAAUGUAACCGAAAGAACAAAUUAAAACAUGUUGAACUGUAGAUAUGUAUUAUGCUGUAAAGUGUUACUAUGAUUCUGCAUAAAGUUUUUGACAAAAUGUAUUGUGCAUAACUUGUUUGGAGGCCUCCUUGGGGAUCCUGGAAGGACGGAGAGGCAGUGCCCUUUGCUCUCCGCCUUUAAUGACGCCCAUAGGAAAGAGCGGGGCAGAGAUAGAGAGAGAGAGAGAGAGAGAGAGAGAGAGAGAGAGAGAGAGAGAGAGAGAGAGAGAGAAUGAGAAUACAGUUGAGAUUUGUGAAGAUCUAACUUCGCCCGGCCCUCAUAUAUGGCCCGGCCUGCUAUUUUGUUCUCUAACACUCGGUGCUUACCAUGGUGGCGGGAUUGCCAGAAGGUGCUCCUAUCGCCAUGAUGUAAGCAUACCACAUAAUCUCUUUACCAGCCCGGCGGCCGAUGUUGGCAGUCCCUGUCUUAUAAAUUAUGUGCUCACAAUACUUGUAAGAAGUGUACCAGGGUGGCGUUCGGCUCGCCACAAUGCAUGCAACACCUGUCUUCAUAGUUUAUUGUCUCUAUGAUCUGCCAUGCACAGUGGGAACCUAGUCUGAUUCUAUGAAGAAUGAUUUCGGUACCUCUGUUGAGAGAGAGAGAGAGAGAGAGAGAGAGAGAGAGAGAGAGAGAGAGAGAGAGAGAGAGAGAGAGAAGGGGGGGUAUGAUAAAUAUGACCCCAGCAAAAUUAGAAUCAAUUGUUAACUAUCUCCCAAACUGAGCCUAUUCAAAUAAAACUAAACCGUCCCACUAAUACAGUUGCACAGAAAAAGGUAGGGAAGGAGAGAGGGAGACAAGGAGGGAGGGAAGGAGGGAGUGGGAAUGGGAGAAAGGGAGGGAAAUGGGGUAGUAAGGAAUGGAGAAAGAAAAGGAUGGAGGGAGGGAAACUAAAUAUGAAAUUGGAUACCUGUCAGAGAAGAAAGGACAUGGUAGUGAUGCAGCAGAGUUCAGGUCUGGGCAGCAGGAGCAGAUGCCCAAGUUCUGAAGCGUAUAAUAGCAUUGGAGACUGCUGCAUCCAUUCAGUUUCAUAUUUGUUAUAGCAAUGGUUACUCCUACAGGCAUAUGUAGACCUGGUGUGAAAGAAAGUUCUAUGCCGCAUUUGCUUCUGUGGCAGAUAGCUAUCCUUGGUGUGAUAACUACAUUGUACUGGGUAUCUUGAAAUACGAUAUCUGGCUGUGACUGAGCUGGCCACUAAAUUUCUAUCGUCACCCACGGCAUGGGAGAUAAAACCAGUAGCAAAACCAAUUGCCAUAUCUUGGAUUUCCUCAGGUUCUAGAGACUUAAAGAUCACUGGCUCCUGGUGCCCUGAACUUCAUAAGUGAUGCAGGCACGGCAGCAAGGAGGUUGACUAUAUUCUUGUUAGCACUUACAACCCCACCGGGCACACUGCUAUUCUCCUGCCAAACGGGUCCCUCUUGGCGAAUUACAAGGCAUAUCCACAGGACAUCUCUAUUUCCCCAAUUCAGAUUUGGCUUAUCUGUCUAAGCAAUUACUUCGCGGGUCUUUCCAAAGACCUCCUCCAUCAAGUAUUGUCUCAAAAGUAGACAGCCUGAAGAAUGAGAUCAUCUUUAAGGAAUCAAGGAAAGUGUCAGUAAUGUUGGCGGUCUCGGACUGCAAGCAACAGGGCUACAUUGGUCUCAUAAUGUAGUCACUGAUUGAACACGCGGUCCUCCCGAAUGUGCCCCAUUAAUUGACACAAGGACCUGUUGCAAUUGGGUCAAGACUAAACUUUAAAAUACAAGACAGAGUCAGUGUUAAGCAACAAACUCAAUAAUACCAGGGCCUUGAAGGCAAUGGCCAUUCUGCACAAGAACCAGGAUUUCUAAAUAUCCAUAUUAUGCGAGUUCAUGGCUCAAGCAGAGACAAUGAACAGGUUCUCAUAGUAGACCCCCAAAGUCCUGGAUCUUGGGCAUAGACCAAUAGACCUCAAGAUCUAAGAGCUAUAUCAUCGGAAAUCUCAUUAGGGUCUCAUAAGACUGGAAAAAAACCCAGUUGUUUUGGAUGAUAGGUCUACAUACAAUUCAGUCCAGUCUAGUGUUAGAAAUGCCUCACUUCUGAAUUUACAGGAAAAGUAGACAUGCCCCGUUUGUACCAAUAUAUAAGUUUACUAUUAAUCUAACAGUCAUUGCUGGAAUACCUUUAUCUUAAGAUAAAGGUAUUCAAGGUGCAACGACUCAUAUUUGAAUACAGGUUUUGAGCAGUCCAUGACUGAACUCAUAAUAAUGGUUUGAAAUAACCUAAAGAAUAAUGAUAGGUCUACUGUGGCUUUGCAAAGAGGGAAUCUAGAUUCCUCUGGUCUCAGUAGGUGGUCUUUGAAAGGUCUAUGAAGGAUGGGAGUGCAUACUAUACCUUUAAUGACAGUAAUAUCAUAUUAUUUAUGGUAUCCAUGAAAAUCAAAACAGGGGCCUACAUUCCUUCAAAGUACUCCCUCAAGACUCUAUGCAUAGUGCCAGCCUCCUUUGCCGGUCCAGAAGCCGGAGUUAUAAAUUGACUAUUCGUGUUACAUCCUGGAUGCAAAUAAAUUGCUUCCCGGCGUUCGCAGCCUCAAGCUUUGGAAGCAACCAAAGUCACAGGGAGCGAGGCCAGGUCGUGGGGGGAGAAGGGAGAUUCCUUGCUGCUUCAGGUACUGCACAGUGAGGCGAGCUUUGUAGGGUGCAGCACUGUCGUCAUACAACAAGAGUUGCGAUUGGCGAGGGGUUAGUGCGGUGGUCUGAUGUACCAUGAGAUGCAGUAGGACCUGGUCGGUGAAGUAAUCGACUAUGAUAGUGGACUACUGAGGCACAUUGGGCAUUGAGAAUUGAAUGUGGUGAAAAGGCGCUUCUGGCUUUGAAAUCCUUCCUUCAAAAUCUGUGGUCAAGGCUCUACGUCACCCAUCCAUGCCAUUUUGGACUUGCUUGUCCAACAUUGUGUGAAGAAAUACAAAACUCAUCUCCACUGGCAAUUUCUGAAAAACGUUUUGGACCAUUUAGCUUAAGUUCUGUCAGCCACAGACGAUAAAUCCGCACCCGUUCAUUCUUCUGAUCUUCCAUCAGCAAAUGGGUAUCCACAGAGAACACUUCCUCCUCAGUUGUAAGUGUUCAUACACGAUGUCAUAUGCAUUCCAAUAAAUGACGCCAAGCUCCAAGGAUAAGAACCAGUUACAGUUGGAUCUUCGUCAAUGAUGGACCGUUGUUGCUUCAGUCACAAAUGUACGAGGGCAUCGAGAGUGCUGGUCAUGUUUCUGUUCACUUUAUCCAGCGGGAAACAGUUUCCAGUGAUGGAUUAGAUUCAGGAUCAACUUGCGACAAUUCCUCUCAGAUCUCUGUUGCCUUUUCCUCCAGUUUCCACCUAGUGAAAAUGUAGAACCUGUAGUUUUCUUUCGAGCACUCUAUUAUUUCCGUUCAGAGAGCAAAUCCAAUGCUCACGCAUUCGCCCAGUACAACAAAACAAAACCUUACUUUCUUAUCUCCCCUCGUAUGUCGAACGAUACAAUGUCUCGAUGAUUACUAGUCCCAGUGACCCUUUCCUUUUGUGAAGGGGAUGGCAAUGUCUCCAAGCAGGUACGCAGGAUUGGUACUACAUUUCCAGAGAGGAACCAGCAGGACAACAUGUAAUGCAUGAGAAACGGAUUCAACACCAUAUUUACGCAGUUUUGCAGGGAUGAUGCAAUUACCAACUUACCAUCUUUCAGCUUGGAGAGUGCCUCCCUGAUUUUCAUCAGGUCAGGAGUUUCAUCAGUAACUUCUGCAACUGUACCUAUUUACCUAUUCCUCCUCAUUCAUACCUUUUCCUACGGGUUACUCUAUCUUCAUUCUCUUUUAAUUGGAGAUAUUUUCCAAGAUGUUGGGAAAAAAAGGGAAGUUAUCCUAAUACCACAACAAAUAUAAGUUAUGCAUUUCA